Molecule: messenger RNA, 1332 nt
Organism: Mesorhabditis belari
Lineage: Eukaryota; Metazoa; Nematoda; Chromadorea; Rhabditida; Rhabditidae
Source: the annotation of a GenBank genome assembly
AUGCGCCUACACUUAGUCACCUUUUUGGUGAUUUUGUUGUGUCGUGGCAUUUCAACAGAUGCGCCGAAUUCAACAACUUCGGAGCCUUCAACGACGCCAAAUGGUGUCACUUCUGCAUUGAAUGGACAAUCAACAUCAACAAGCAAGGCAGAUCUUCCAACUUCAACCGGUGACCAGCAAUCUAAAACUUCAAUUGUUACAACUGUUGCAGACACAACAAAUCCAUCAGUGACAACGCUAAAUCCUGGAACUGGCAGCACAAUCGUCCAAUCAUCAACAACAAAAACAACAACAACAACCGCCACUCAAGCGCCACAAACUGGUUCGACAGACGCACCAGCUAGUGCUGUAACUACGACGCAAAAUAUCCCAACAACAACAGUUGGAGUGACGACAGCAACAUGGAACAUCCCAUUGAAUAACACGGAUCCGACGGAUCUCCUUCGAGCGAUCGCAAAUCUUAACAACACUGUGUCGAUUCUGAAAGCGAAUCUCGACGAUCUUUACAAUGGUGUAAAUGUAAAUGGAUCAAACAACUAUAUCACUCAACUCAAAAAUCUCAACGCUACAAUUGCACAGUUGAACACAGAUGGUUUGCAGGCUCAAAUCAAUAAUACGAAAAACAUUUAUUCUGCAACACUGACAAAUAUUCAACCAUUGUUUGACACGCUGCAGUGCUUCAAGAACAGUCCUUGUGUGGUAGUGCCAAGUCCAAGUCCAAGUAUGUGCCCACCAAUUUUACUGAAUGCCACCUCCACCUCGCAGCAAUUCUCCUAUGCAAGUGGUCUCGAAUACAAUUGUAUGACAGAGCUAAAUUCAAGCGAUGGAGAUCCGAUCGUUUACACGUUGAAUUUGACAUUGACUGGCAAAGCUCAACUCAUCGUUCAAGACAUAGGUGGCAAUGUCCAAGCUAAUUAUACGACCAAUCAGAUCAACAAAACUGAAUCUUUGGACUGCUCGAGCUUUAUUUCAUUUAUUCAUUUACUCAAAAAGGAAGAUACAAUCUCUUUGAGUGUCAUUUAUAAUAUACGAGCAGAUUGCGGUAAUGGAACAUGUGUUGUGGUUGAUGGGAAACCGAUUUGCAAUUGUCUCGGAGUGUCAUUCUGGGGGCCAAAUGUCAAGAAUACCACAAGACCCUGUGUUGGAAGCCAAGUGACCGAAAGUGUCCAAGUACAAGUGGUAACUGUAACAGUUCAGUUGAAACCAAUGACGCAUGUGAUUGGCAGAAAGCCAAGGUUUCCAAGAAGGCUACAAAGCCUAAGGCUGCCAAGAAACCAAAGGCCAAAAAAAGCCAAGAAAUCACCAAAGAAGGCCGCUGCCCCAAAAGCUAAA